Molecule: messenger RNA, 647 nt
Organism: Paramecium tetraurelia
Lineage: Eukaryota; Ciliophora; Oligohymenophorea; Peniculida; Parameciidae
Exons: 2
Cellular component (GO): cytoplasm
Molecular function (GO): protein kinase binding
Source: RefSeq, a predicted model, not a curated record
AUGGCAAAGACAACUUGUGCAAAAGCUCUUUAAAACUGGGAACAAGAACAUCCAGGUGAACAACCAUCUGAAGCAGAAGAUAUUAGAUUGAUAUUCUAAAAUCCACCUCUUGACAAAUUAGAUCCUCCAGUUUUAAAUACAUUGGCUAAAGUAAAACGCUUGUCCCUUUCUUCAAAUGCAAUAGAAAAGAUGGUCAAUCUGCCUGGUUUAAGGCAAAUAGAAAUACUGUCACUAUCAAGAAACAAUAUAAAGAAAAUAGCAGGAUUGGAAGAAAUAGGAUAAACUUUAAAAGAACUUUGGUUAAGUUAUAAUUACAUUGAAAGACUUGAUGGUCUACAACCAUGCGUAAAAUUACAUACACUUUAUAUUGGUAAUAACAGAAUCAAGGUCUGGGAUGAAGUUGAUAAAUUGAAAGAUCUCCCAGAAAUAGCCAAUGUACUCUUUGUAGGAAACCCUAUUUAUGAUGGUUAGAAAGAUGACCCUAAAUUGCUUGUUCUCAAAAGGAUUAAUACCUUAAAAAAUGUAGAUGGUACUGUUGUAGAUGACUCAUUAUUGGAAAAGGUUAAAGCUUUAGGAGAUGGAGUCCCUACAACCACUGUCAAAUGACAAUUAUUAAUCAUAUAAACGAUAUAAAUAUAUUAAGAUAA